GCCGGUGUACUUCCGCAUCCUGCAGUCGUCACCUGUGCCUGUGGACUGUCCUCCAGCGGUUGUGGCCAGCGAGCAGGACGACCCCGGCUCCUGCGGAUCCUUCCAGAAGAGUACGGAUUGCAGGCGUGGGCCACCCACAAGGUUCAGGCUUCAGCGGCUGCUCGGUCCUGGAUGCUUGGAGUCUUCCGGAGUGGAAUCUGCUGCACUGCCCAUCUCAGAGGAGGGUCUCGAUUGGAUUCUGCAAGUAGACCCUUCUCUAGGGAGAGUGUUCUGGAGAGUGGGAGAUGGCCCCAGGGCUCCUGACAACCAGAGACAAGGCAUUAAUGGCUUUCCAUGACGUGGCUGUGGCCUUCAACCAGGUGGAAUGGGAACUGUUGAGUCCUGCUCAGAGGAUCCUGUACAGGGAAGUGAUGCUGGAGAACUACAGCCACCUGGUCUCUCUGGGAAUUGCAUUUUCCAAACCCAAACUCAUCACACAGCUGGAACAAGGGGCAGAGCCCUGGAGAGAUGGCAGUGAAUGCCUUCUGGACCUUUGUCUAGCAGAACCCAGGACAGAAUUAGAGUCCUGUCUCUCCUGCCCGAUAUCCUUUGCUAGUCCAGAAGUCCUCAGAGUGUGUGUGCUGAGUGGACACUCCCCUCAGACUUUCCCAAGCCCACGAGCAGGCAGCAACCUCCAGCCAGAAGCUCCAGACUGUUCUAGCGGUAAAGACCAAGAGGGAGACAGCAGUGAUGCUCUGUUGCAGAGAGCAAGUCCGUCGAGGAUCCUGACGACGCUCUUUAGCCCGUGUCAAGGUCAGGCAGUGUACUGGGUAGAAGACAACAGGAAACAAACAGACCUUGACCUGGCCCCAGGAGGGACCCCUGAGAAGGCAGGCACAAUGUCGAUGGGGUCCAACGAGUCAGAAUCUGGAGCAGUCAUAGAUGGAGCAUUUCCAUUAGAGCUGAACGCUGCCGCUGCCGCAAGCCUGUUCAGCUCUGAAAAGCAUCAUGGAUAUCCCGAUUGCGGAAGAGGCUUUUGCCAGAGGUCAGACCUCGUGAAGCUCCAGAGGAUGCACGGAGGGGAGAAGCCUUACUCAUGUUCCGAGUGUGGGCACCAGUUCACUCAGAAGGCUUCUCUCACUGUCCACCAGAGGAAGCACUCGGGAGAGAAGCCGUAUGUGUGUGGGGAGUGUGGGCGAGGCUUCAUGUAUGUAUCCUCUCUCAACAACCACAAGAAGAUUAUCCACUCGGGAGAGAGACCCCUGGUGUGUCCGGAGUGUGGGCGAUGCUUCCGCCAGAAGGUAGACCUCCUCCUUCACCAGAGGACUCACCUGGACAAGAAGCCCUUUGUGUGUCCCGAGUGCGGCCGGGGCUUCUGCCGGAAGGCCUCGCUGCUGCAGCACCGGUGGAGCUCCCACUCGGGCGACAACCCCUUCCUGUGCUCGGUGUGUGGGCGAGGCUUCAGGCUGCUCUCCAGGCUCCUCACUCAUCAGGUCACACACUCCGGGGAGAAGCCCUAUGUCUGUGCGGACUGCGGGCAACGCUUCGGCCAGAAGGGCACGCUCAUCCGACACCAGAAGACGCACACCGGGGAGAAACCCCACGUGUGUCGCCAGUGUGGCUGGAGUUUCACCCAGAAGGUCAACCUCAUUAGGCACCAGAGGAUCCACACAGAGGAAAAACCUUACCUGUGCCCCGAGUGUGGACGAGCCUUUGAGUUCAAGUCACUCCUCACCAGGCACCAGAAGACGCACAUGGGGGAGAAGCCUUACGUGUGCCCCCAGUGCGGCAAGGGUUUUAGCCAGAAGUUCAACCUCAUCGGGCACCAGAGGAUUCACACGGGGGAGCUGCCUUUUCUGUGCCCGGAGUGUGGCCGUGGAUUUGUAAAGCAGGCCACGCUGAUCAGACACCAGAGGACCCACGCACGGUGGGAGAAGCCUUACCAGUGUCCCGAGUGUGGACGAGCCUUUGAGUUCAGGUCACUCCUCACCAGGCACCAGAAGAUACACACAGGGGAGAAGCCUUAUGUGUGUCCUCAGUGCGGCAGGGGUUUCAGCCAGAAGUUCAACCUCAUCGGGCACCAGAAGACACACACAGGGGAGAAGCCCUAUGUGUGUUCCCAGUGUGGCCAGAGUUUUAGGCAGAAGUUCAACCUCAUUAGGCACCAGAGGAUUCACACAGGGGAGAAGCCUUUCUUGUGUGCCGAGUGUGGGCAUGCGUUUGGAAAGAAGGUCUCUCUCAUCAGACAUCAGAGGACCCAUGGGGAGCGGAAGCCUUACCAGUGCCCGGAGUGUGGACGAGCCUUUGAGUUCAGGUCACUCCUCGCCAGGCACCAGAAGACACACACGGGAGAGAAGCCUUACGUGUGCCCCCAGUGCGGCAAGGCUUUUAGCCAGAAGUUCAACCUCAUCGGGCACCAGAGGAGCCACACGGGGGAGAAGCCUUACCCGUGCCCCCAGUGCGGGCGCGCCUUUGGCUUCAAGUCUCUUCUCACGCGACACCAGAGGACACACUCUAAGUAGGAGCUUCCCGCCAACUGCACGUAUGUGUAAGGGACUGGAUGGGAUGUCACCUCUGACUGGAGGACUCAGUCCAGUCCACAGAGAAGCUGUUUGUUUGGGCGUGGCCUCGGCUUUAACUCUGCCCUCGUUAUACAUACAUCAGCAGACCUGCUCUAGGAAGAAUCCAAUGUGUGCAGGGAUUGCUGGGGUCGGGGUGGGGCAGGGGUCUCACCACCACAGACCUAGGAGGAAUAAGUGUGGCCAUCAGCUCCUAGCACGAGAGGUGUUUGCCUGUCCUGUUCCUUCCUUUCUCCAGGAGCAUGAAGCUGGCAGAGGUCACUAGCGAAUGAAUGUCCCAUUUUCCUGAAAUGGGAUAGGGGGAAAGUCCUCACUUGUUGAUGAAAUCGUUGGUGUAUGGUUGACUUUCUUCAGUUAGCAGUGUGGGUUUUUUAGGGCUCCCUAACAAAAUACCCCAGGCUUAGGCAAAAGAAAUUUAUUUUGCCAGGUAUGUGGAGCCCGGGAGUCCUCUCCCAGACCGGCUGAGGUAUGGCUCCUCCUCACCUCUCUUUGGCUGGUAGAUGGCUUCCUCUUGUGCUGUGCUUCCACUGGCCGGUCUCUCCUUUGCACAGGCUUUCAUGGUGCCUGUUCCUCCCAGAGAGGGCCACACCAGAGGACCUUGUUCAACUUUGAUAACUUCUUUAAAUGUCCUGCUCCAAGUCAUAUCACAUUAGAGGUGAGGCAUCAGUAUUUACAUUGUGGGGAAUAUGAUUCAGUCAACAGCUGGCUUUCUCCACAGCACCAGAGUUGUUAUUUGGACAUACAAGAUACAUUCACAUCAUCCCCAGACCUCAAAUCCUUAACUCAUUUCAGCAUGAACUCUAAACUGAAAAUCUCUAAUAUAAAUCUCUAAAUCAAGUGUAGGUGGGGCGUUAAGUCCAGUUCACCUGUAAGCCAUAUUUCUAUUUGUAAUCCUAUGAAAUCCUACAUGAAAUUUGCUUCCAAAUUCCAAUGGCCAGACAGGUUUAGAUAUUCUUAUUCCAAAAGGGAAACAUUGGAAAGACCUGAGGAAUGAUGGGUCCCAGUGUCAGGUAAAAAUUUAGCAAGGCAAAAGGAAUAUAAAAAAAAGUCCCAUAUUAUAUUCAUAUGUGCUUGUCCA
Messenger RNA from Peromyscus leucopus (white-footed mouse), 3636 nucleotides. RefSeq names its product zinc finger protein 169 (gene Znf169). Bases 285 to 2501 code for a protein of 738 amino acids. Gene Ontology annotation, biological process: regulation of DNA-templated transcription. The transcript has 5 exons. Lineage: Eukaryota; Metazoa; Chordata; Mammalia; Rodentia; Cricetidae. The record is from RefSeq and is a predicted model, not a curated record.